Messenger RNA from Rhinocladiella mackenziei CBS 650.93, 1386 nucleotides. RefSeq lists its product as uncharacterized. Gene Ontology annotation, cellular component: membrane. The record is from RefSeq and is a predicted model, not a curated record. Gene Ontology annotation, biological process: transmembrane transport. Bases 1 to 1386 code for a protein of 461 amino acids. Gene Ontology annotation, molecular function: transmembrane transporter activity. Lineage: Eukaryota; Fungi; Ascomycota; Eurotiomycetes; Chaetothyriales; Herpotrichiellaceae. The transcript is spliced from 6 exons.
AUGGCUGAGGAAAAUGCGAUCAAAAAUACGAUCCUUUCCAAUGAGUUCGUCGUCGACUGGGAAGGGUUUGACGACCCCGCGGAACCCUUGAAUUGGCCUUCAGGGCGCAAAGCGAUCAACAUCAUACUUCUCUCUUGCUUAACGUUUGUCACGCCUCUCGCAUCGUCCAUGUUCGCGCCAGGCAUACCGAGGGUGAUGCGAGACUUCCAAAGCGACAGCGCCAUUCUCGCCUCGUUCGUGGUCUCCGUCUACCUGAUCGGGUAUGCCGCGGGUCCCUUGAUUUGCGCGCCUCUGUCUGAACUAUACGGGCGGGUUCCCAUAUAUCACAUCACAAAUGUGCUGUUUAUCAUCUUCACCAUCGCCUGUGCGGUCGCGCCCUCGCUCGACAGUUUGGUUGGGUUCCGAUUUCUGGCUGGCACGGCCGGAUCAGCACCCCUCGUGCUCGGGGGUGGGAGUGUGGCGGACUUGUAUCGACGAGAAGAACGAGGACCCGUUGCGGGCGCCUUCCUGGCGCAAAACGUGGGCUGGCGUUGGAUAUUCUGGGUGAUCACGAUCGCCGCUGGAGUGGUUACCAUGGCCUGUCUUCUCUUCAUGAAAGAGACUUAUAGCCCAGUCCUCCUCGAGCGCAAGGCCGCCCGACUGCGAAAAUCACGCGGGAACACACAGUACCAAUCCAAAUUGUCCACGGGCGAUUCUCCAGGCACGGCUUUUGCGAAAGCCCUAAUCCGUCCAACGAAGAUGUUCUUCCGAUCUUCCAUCGUGUUCCUAUUUGUGAUCUACGUUUCCAUCAUAUACGGAUAUCUCUACCUCCUGUUCACCACUAUUACCGAGGUCUACGAAGGUACCUAUGGCUUCUCGACGGGCCUGGCAGGUCUUUCAUACAUCGGAAUUGGAGUAGGCAUGUUCAUCGGGCUCGGCCUGUUCGGCGCGACCAGCGACCGGCGAAUCCGGAGAAAACAGGAAAAGCAUGGCGACACGACACCGGAGGUUCGGUUGGAGGGCUUGGUCCCCGCAGCGAUAUGCAUUCCUAUCGGCUUAUUCUGGUAUGGGUGGUCUGCAGAGAAGCAAAUUCAUUGGAUCAUGCCCAUUAUUGGCACAGCCUGGGUCGGCUUGGGCUUGAUUGGCAUUUUCAUGGCGGUACAGACUUAUCUAGUCGAUUGCUACCCCAUAUACGCAGCGUCUGUGACAGCCGCAAAUACCGUCGUGCGAUCACUCGUGGGCGCCUUUCUCCCUCUGGCUGGGCGUCCGUUGUACUCCGACCUGGGAUUGGGAUGGGGGAACUCCUUGUUGGCAUUCAUUGCACUGGCCAUGGUGCCUUUGCCGCUGAUUUUCAUGCGUUAUGGUGCUUGGUUAAGGACCCACCCUCGAUUUCAGGUCAGCCUUUGA